AUUUUGACACCGUCCCUUACCGCAUAACACGUGUUCUUUGCCCCGUUGUUACUAUUUUUUAUGAUUAUGUUGCGCACAGCCCGGAGAGGCUUCAUUGAAGUUAAUUCUAGUUUUAUAAGUGUACUGCGACGCAACAUGUCUUCCUCCCAGUCCACACACACCGGGCGGCCGGUGACUUUACUGGGAACGAUGGCGUUCGGCGGGCGGGCUGAUGCGGACACGAGCGCUAAAAUGGUGCGAGCGUACCUGGAGCGCGGUCACGCAGAUUUGGACACGGCUUUAAUGUAUACAGGUGGGAAGUCAGAGGCUAUUAUCGGGGAAAUGGGACUCCCCAAAACAGUGAGAAUCGCCACCAAAGCCAACCCGUGGGAGGGGAAAACCCUGAAAGCGGAGAGCGUGCGCUCCCAGUUGGACACCUCCCUGCAGAGGCUGCGCACCCAGUGCGUGGAUGUCUUCUACCUGCACGCCCCCGACCACGAGAACCCAGUGGAGGACACGCUGCGCGCUUGCAACCAGCUGCACCAGGAGGGCAAGUACAAGGAGCUCGGCCUUUCUAACUACGCAUCGUGGGAGGUGGCCGAAAUCUGCUGCAUCUGCCAAAACAACAGCUGGGUCCUUCCUACGGUGUAUCAGGGCAUGUACAACGGCACUACUCGUCAAGUAGAGACUGAACUCUUUCCCUGCCUGAGACAUUAUGGAAUUCGUUUCUAUGCCUACAACCCCCUUGCAGGGGGACUCCUGACAGGGAAGUACAAUCACCAGGACAAGGAUGAGGUUCAGCCUGAAGGCCGCUUCUUUGGGAACAGCUGGGCGAAAGCUUACAGGGACAGGUACUGGAAGGAGAGUCACUUCCAAGCCAUAGGAAUUGUCCAGAAGGCCCUGCAGGACGUGUAUGGGUCUGAGAAGCCCACCAUGACAUCGGCUGCCAUGAGGUGGAUGUAUCAUCAUUCCAAGCUUCAGGGGGAGGCUGGUGAUGGCGUCAUCAUCGGCAUGUCCAGCAUGGAGCAGCUGCAGGAGAACCUGUCCGCUGCAGAUGAAGGUCCCCUGGAACCAGGGGUGGUGGAGGCCUUCCAACAGGCUUGGCACUUGGUUGCUCAUGACUGUCCCAACUACUUCCGCUAGAGCCCCAAUCCCGCUAAGCCCUGACCGCACUCUUCGGCCUUAACUACACCAAACAAAGUUUCUGAGAAAGUAAAAUUUGAAACUCUUUUGUUCA
Molecule: messenger RNA, 1216 nt
Organism: Brienomyrus brachyistius
Lineage: Eukaryota; Metazoa; Chordata; Actinopteri; Osteoglossiformes; Mormyridae
Gene: akr7a3
Product: aldo-keto reductase family 7, member A3 (aflatoxin aldehyde reductase)
Exons: 7
Coding region: 61-1122 (353 amino acids)
Source: RefSeq, a predicted model, not a curated record